AUGUUGAGAGCCGCCGCAACCGUCGCACUCCGCCAUGCCAGCCGCCGCAACCGCCACCUCUGGUCACCUUGGCUUGGCCGCGUGGGUUCUUCUGUGCACGCAGGGCCCAAUCGCACUUCGUCAUUGGCAUUUACUUGGGGGUCGUCGAGCAUUGCUGGUUCCUCCGGCGCUGGUUCCUCCGACACUGGUUCCUCCGAUGACGAUGAUUCCCUAUUACCAAGAAACUGGCGGGAAUUGAGAACGGCUUCAUCUCCGCCUUUGAUAUGCUUAUUGGUCGAUGGUUUAGGUUAUGACAAACCAUUUCCAUAUGCCAUUGACUGGCGGAAAGAUGGCUGUGUGACUAGUGUGAAAGACCAAGGCCCAAAUUCCACUACAUGUUGGGCGUUUGGUCCAACGGUUGCCAUGGAAGCCUUAAACAAGCAGGGGAACGAUGUUCUUGAGGAGCUGUCAACUCAAGACAUAAUUGAUAAUUGCAAAGGUGCUACAAAUGAUGAGUGGGCGUACAACUAUGCAAAGGUAGUCGGUGUGCAUUAUGCCAAAGACUACCCUAGCAAAAAGGGGAUUAAGCCUUUGUUCAGAAUCAAGGGUUAUAGAACGGGCUUUCUUUUUAGAGGAGAUGAUGAGGAGCUUAUUCAUGUUGUCACCUACCGAGUUGUUUCCGCUGCUAUGACUUUACCAGCCAGUUUCUUCGAAUAUAAAGGGGGGCUUUACAAGGCUAGAAGGCCCAUGGGGGCGGAAAGUGCUACCGGUCAUUGCGUUGCAAUUAUCGGAUUUGAAGAUAACUACUGGCUGGUGCAGAACAGCCGAGGGACUAAAUGGGGAGAGAAGGGGAUCAUGAAGAUGUCUAGAAGCACGCUUCUUGCCGUACUGGACAGUUUCAGCUACCCUACUUAUAUCCGCUACGAUUAGAGUUCUGACACUCUUACUUUGACUAUAUUGAAUCUUCAAGUAGACAAUUUUUUUUGGGUACUUUGAUUACUUUGACUAUAUUGAAUCUUCUAGUAGACAAU
Messenger RNA from Lotus japonicus, 1010 nucleotides. RefSeq names its product ervatamin-C-like. Gene Ontology annotation, molecular function: cysteine-type endopeptidase activity. The transcript has 5 exons. The record is from RefSeq and is a predicted model, not a curated record. The coding region runs from base 1 to 909 and encodes 302 amino acids. Gene Ontology annotation, cellular component: lysosome. Lineage: Eukaryota; Viridiplantae; Streptophyta; Magnoliopsida; Fabales; Fabaceae.